AAAAUGCUCCGAAUAGAAAAUUUUCUUUUGUUGUUAUCAACUGUUUUGACAUAUUCUGCUGUAUAUGAUCGAUAUUCUCCUUAUUGGAAUAAACCGGAAAGGAUAAAAAUCAACCGAACAAUAAAUAUCAAAAUUGAAUUAUUGGCUAAUUUUGGAGUAAAUGAAAGAAUGAAACAAGCUGCUAAACAAGCGAUUUUACAGAAUUUCUCGGGAAAAUGGCCGGAUACUGGAAAUGAAUCUAAUUUAAUUGGAGAAGUACAUAAAUUUAUUAAUGUUUAA
Messenger RNA from Meloidogyne enterolobii, 279 nucleotides. The record is from the annotation of a GenBank genome assembly. Lineage: Eukaryota; Metazoa; Nematoda; Chromadorea; Rhabditida; Meloidogynidae.